Acanthisitta chloris (rifleman) is the source of this 1171-nucleotide messenger RNA. Its product is annotated as galanin receptor type 2-like. Lineage: Eukaryota; Metazoa; Chordata; Aves; Passeriformes; Acanthisittidae. The coding region runs from base 5 to 1117 and encodes 370 amino acids. Gene Ontology annotation, molecular function: G protein-coupled receptor activity. The transcript has 2 exons. The record is from RefSeq and is a predicted model, not a curated record. Gene Ontology annotation, biological process: G protein-coupled receptor signaling pathway. Gene Ontology annotation, cellular component: membrane.
CAGAAUGACAGAGCACGAGGACUUUGCAAACUUGGCUCAGUACUGGAACUCCUCCGACAAUUACCAGUUCAGCCCUACCAGGGUCAUUGUCCCUGUGGUCUUCUCCCUCAUCUUCGUCCUGGGCACAGUAGGCAACAGCCUGGUGCUGGCUGUGCUGCUGCACAAUGGGCAAAUGGGCCACAACACCACCAACCUCUUCAUCCUCAACCUCAGCCUGGCCGACUUCUUCUUCAUCGUCUUCUGUGUGCCUUUCCAGGCCACCAUCUACUCGCUCGAGGGAUGGGUCUUUGGCUCCUUCAUCUGCAAGGCUGUCCACUUCUUCAUCUACCUCACCAUGUAUGCUAGCAGCUUCACUCUGGCCGCUGUCUCUGUGGACAGGUACCUGGCCAUCCGCUAUCCGCUGCGCUCCCGGGAGCUGCGCACCCCCCACAAUGCAGUGGCUGCCAUGGCUGUGAUCUGGGGCCUCUCCGUGGUCUUUGCUGGGCCCUACCUAAGCUACUAUGACCUGAUUGAGUGGGAGUCCAGCUACAUCUGCAUGCCUGUCUGGGAGGAGUGGAGACGUAAGGUCAUGGACACCAGCACAUUUGCCUUUGGCUAUGUCAUCCCAGUACUGGUCAUCAGCCUCUCCUACACCAGGACCAUCAAGUUCCUGUGGACAGCAGUGGACCCCCUGGAGGACAUAUCAGAGUCCAAGAAGGCCAAAAGGAAGGUAACCAAGAUGAUCAUCAUUGUAACCAUCCUUUUCUGCCUGUGCUGGCUGCCCUACCACGUAGUCAUCCUCCGAUACCUCUAUGGAGACUUCCCCUUCAACCAGGCCACCUACGCCUUCCGCCUGCUCUCCCACUGCAUGGCCUAUGCCAACUCCUGCCUCAACCCCAUCGUCUAUGCCCUGGUCUCCAAGCACUUCCGCAAGGGCUUCAAGAAGGUUUUCAGCUGCCUCUUGAGGAAAAAGCACCGCAACAAGGUGCAUCUGGUGCACGCUGCCCACACUGUACCUGGAUUUGAGGCAGGUUCCACUGAAGUGUCCCAGAUGCAUGAGGGGAUUAACAGGUACGAGCUGAACCCAACCUCCAUGGCAGCCACGGGUGGGUCCUCCAAGCCUCUUCGUGUUUCUUAGUGACCAAGCUCCAUACCAUCUGCCAGCUUGGCUGUGCCACCAGCUUCAGGCCAC